Dermacentor albipictus is the source of this 2634-nucleotide messenger RNA. RefSeq lists its product as uncharacterized. Lineage: Eukaryota; Metazoa; Arthropoda; Arachnida; Ixodida; Ixodidae. Gene Ontology annotation, cellular component: nucleus. Gene Ontology annotation, molecular function: polynucleotide 5'-hydroxyl-kinase activity. Gene Ontology annotation, biological process: cleavage in ITS2 between 5.8S rRNA and LSU-rRNA of tricistronic rRNA transcript (SSU-rRNA, 5.8S rRNA, LSU-rRNA). The record is from RefSeq and is a predicted model, not a curated record.
CAUAUGCAGUUUGGAGCUACAGUGUGCAUUGUUGUGCAGCUAAAGGUCUAGUUGGAUAAAUGUUGCUUCAUGAAAUUGCGCCAGAUGAAAUGAAACUUUUAUGUUGUUUUUAGUAGCCGUAUAGACAACUCUUCCUAUCAGUUCGGCUAGCUGCAGGUGGUCAAAUGCGGGCGCUAACGCGGCGGAAGAUCUCGCAGCAGCGGCGGCGAAGAAAGAUGCUCGGUCGGAAACUGAUGCCCCGACUCAGGCGAGCUUUGCAAGCCGGUCGGAUAGUCAAGCCGUUACGUGACCCACAUCCAUGGACUGUAACACUGAUGGAGUCAAGUGCCGUUGGCACCCUCUCGGUGACAUCCAGAUCCAGUGGCAGCGUUUCAGCACGUGUAGCAAGGCAGGGCAGCCUGUUCCCGACAGCGAGCGGAGGGGAGUCUCGAGAGAAAACCACCAUGGACGGGGAUUUCGAAGAAGGCCGGGAUGUUUCUGAAGACAGUCAAGAAUGGGAUGAAGGUUUGUCUCCGCGGAAGAAACUGAAGGAACGGCGCAAGACACCUGCCGCCAAAUCAGUUCAGCCUACCUUUGAAGAAUACGAAUCAUCGGAGGGAGGUGGUGACAGUAGUGACAGUGAGAGUGAUAGUGAAAACGCCGGUCUGGAGGAUGCAUCUGGUGAUGAGGAUUUACCUGGCAGCGGCGACAGCUCCACAUCUGAUGAAAGCGAUAACGCAGAUGCGUGCAGUCAGAGGGAAGUGCACAGACUGCUGCUGCAAUCGCAAAAUUUGCUGCAGGAUUGUGAAGAUGGCAGUCCAGUUGGUAGCAUUGAUGAGCAGGGCAACAGCGAGGAAGACAACAGAGACGACAAUACUUUCAGGGUGUUCCUGGCAACUGAUCGUGUGGUCGUGGUGGUUCGGCACCCAGCUGCAGUGCGUCUCAUGGGGCGCGCGCUGUUGCGCGUCCUGCAUGGCAUUGUCGACAUCGAGGGCCACGUGAUGAUAGGCGGGGCUGUCGCUGCGAGGAUCCGGCCCAACAGCUGCGUCGUCCAUUCGGGCUUUCCCCAUGGCUCUGCGCACAUAAGGCCCCUCCCACUGGAGGUCCCCAGGGGGGGCGGCAAGGCCACACACUUGCGCCGGACCCUUGCUAGGCUGGGCAUGGACGAUGCGUGGACCCAACUGCGGCCACUGCUCGCACAUGGGACCGCCGUCAUGCUACUGGAGAAGGUGCCGGGAGGCAACUGGCCCAUUGGGGUCAAAAGCAUGCCCCAAGUACGGGGCCCCUUUCAGUCGCUGGGAUUCCAGCUGAGCAUGGACCAGCAAUCCAGGUCGCAACGCGAUCCAUGGCGGCAGCGGGCAUCCGCCCUCGCAAGGCACCUGGCCCGUGCAGUCAAUUUUGGAGAUCAGCGGCAGACGGCAAAGACAGAGAGCCAUGCUGUGCCCUGCAUUGUUGUGUGUGGACGCCAGAACACCGGGAAGUCGUCCCUGCUUCGAGUACUGGUCAACAGCCUCCUGAAUUUCUGCUCCGAGGUGCUGUACUUGGACUGUGAUCCUGGCCAGUGCGAGUUCACCCCUCCAGCUACUGUCUCGCUCACCCGUGUCACUGAACCACUGCUAGGUCCACCGUUUACGCAUGUCCGGACACCUGAAAAGGCCUACUUCUUGGGUCACGUGAGCCCAGCCAGCCAGCCUGAUUCCUACUGCACGGCUGUACGUGCGCUCAUUGACCAUGCUCGCCAGGUGGCACCCAAAACGCCACUUCUCGUCAACACUAUGGGCUGGGUCAAUGGACUGGGCCUCUCGCUUCUGGUGGAUACGAUCCGGUGGCUGCGUCCGACGGACCUGGUGCAGCUGGUCGUUGAGAAAGAGAACAGCGACGUUCCUCUUCCACCACUGGACGACACACUGCUGCGAUCGGCUUGUGGCUGGAUGACGUCACGCAGCGCCACUGACUGCCUCUGGCCCCUGGAAGAUCUCUCAUGCCAUGUGUUGCCUGGUACCACCUACAGGGGAAGGUCUUGGGCACGUGCCAAGCGAGAGGCCAUGGUCCUUGCGUACCUGGGACGGCAGGGCAACGGCAACAGUGCCCAGCUGCCUGAGACACCUUACUGGCUGUGGAACAACACACCACUCAGAGUCCCAUGGUGUGCGAUGGCUGUACAUGAUUGCGACAACUCCGUUCCCAAGAAGGAUCUGCUGUACUCACUCCGUGGCAGUAUCGUGGCCCUGUGUGUCGUCCCCACUGACAAGCUCCUGGAAACGGAGAACCCCUCUUACCCGAGGUUUAUCGAUAGCUGUGGCCCAUACGAGUGCCUUGGAUAUGGUCUCGUGCGUGCCAUUGACCCCUCGGAGCACCUCUUCUAUGUUGCCACCCCUGAGCCACCAGAGCGGUUGGCAGAAGUCAAUGCCCUCAUCCGUGGCGACAUUCAUUUGCCAGAGUCCUUGCUCAGUAUUCAGGCGCAGCUGUUGCAGUGCGGGUGGGCGCCUUAUGUGGCUAAAGCGUCGUCCGAACCAGACCACAGCAGCGAUGACGAGGAGCAGAACGGCGACGCUUCCUGCUCCUGAAGGGAUGUUACAUCCUGCUUUCUUUUCUUUUUCUUUAAUUUCUUCACGCAAUAAAAGAUGCAGGGCAGGCUGCCAACUUUUCAAUUUA